This is a messenger RNA of Odontomachus brunneus, 1305 nucleotides long. Its product is annotated as circadian clock-controlled protein-like. The transcript has 5 exons. The coding region runs from base 119 to 853 and encodes 244 amino acids. NCBI's taxonomy places the organism in Eukaryota, Metazoa, Arthropoda, Insecta, Hymenoptera, Formicidae. The record is from RefSeq and is a predicted model, not a curated record.
CGCAUUAAUGACAUGCAAUUUUGCAACGUAUCUUUGCCGAGUCCUUGGGCCGGGAAACUAUAUAAACCGAGUGUUUAUAAUUGGCCAGGCUAGCCGUCAGGAUUUUUAACCAGGCAGGAUGUCGUUCUACGCGCUAGCCGUGCUCUGCGUUACCGCGCUCGCGCUCGUCGCGGCUCAGGAUCUCGAGCUUCCCGUGCAGACCUGCAAGCACGAUGCAGAUGACUAUUCGUCUUGCCUGAGACUCGCUAUGCAAGAAGCAUGGCCGACCUUCAUCCCAGGUUUACCGCAAUUCGAUAUCCCGCUGUUGGACCCGUAUUUCUUGGAGCAUCACCAAACUAAAUACGAUGCUAACGACAUACGCGCCGACAUCACGGUGACGAACGUCAACACCUAUGGACUCGCGAAGACACGCUUCUUGGCGGUGAGGCCAACUUACGCCGAUGACUUCUUCAAGUUGGAAGUCGACGUCGAAAUGCCGAAGGUGCUCAUUGAGGGUAACUACAAGGCGGAUGGAAUGAUGGGAGCGUUCCAGAUUGGCGGCGAAGGCUUCUUCAACAUCAGUAUGGAAGACAUCAAAGGCACGUGGACCAUAGAAGGAUCGGUGGCGAACGAUAAAUGGACUGUCGAACAUUUCACCUUGAACCCCGAAAUUGGCAAAAUGCAGAUCUGGUUCAGUGACCUGUUCAACGGCAACGAAGGCCUCAACCAAGCCGCGCUGAAGUUCGUGAAUGAGUACUGGCCAUCAUUGUACCGGACGAUACUGCCGUUCAUGGCGCAGGAUUGGGACACGUAUCUCACCGAACUCGCCAACCGUAUAUUUUCCAAGGUCUCCUUCUCGAAGACGUUCCCCUGAAGUCCUCGAGGAGGGUCCCUCUUGCACUUUUGGAGCAAGUACGUAGUGGUAGUCGAAGUUCGAUCGCGGACGAGAUCUCGCCGAGAAGUAGGAAUCGCGAGUUCUUUAGGAGAAACUGCACAAAGUACCGGCGCGAAGAAACACACGGAGCUGCCUCCUCCUUUCUUGUUCACGCGCCUGCGAAAAUCCUGACGUGAUAACCUCUUCAUUCUCCCUUACUGUACCGUGAUAGCGUUAUUUUACCUGUAUCCACACGACGUCGACAUGCGUGUGAGUUAGUGCAAUAGUUCACCGUCAAGUUUACCGUAUGUGACUAUGUAACGCGUAAACCUAGAUUACCUCUGGUCAAUCGUUACCGUCGCCGUGUUGUUGCUAUUGUUGUAGCGAAGUUGUUUAUGCGAGACACCGAUGUAACGAAGUCUCCGAGUGAAAUAUAGAAAGUAUCAAGUACA